This is a messenger RNA of Pyricularia oryzae 70-15, 2008 nucleotides long. Its product is annotated as WD repeat-containing protein. The coding region runs from base 352 to 1761 and encodes 469 amino acids. The record is from RefSeq and is a predicted model, not a curated record. Gene Ontology annotation, molecular function: protein binding. The transcript is spliced from 3 exons. Lineage: Eukaryota; Fungi; Ascomycota; Sordariomycetes; Magnaporthales; Pyriculariaceae.
CCAGCACGAGCGAAUAAACACAUCAUCAAGCAACCUUUGACAUAUGCGAGGCGACUCUAGCCCAGGUUUGAGUGGCACUGGGGCUCCAUUUCCACCGGUGCGCCGUACGCAUGUCAGAAAAAAAAAUACGCCCGCCAAGUCUUUCAAUCAACUGGACCAGCCCGCAGGGCGGCUCGAGCGUUUUUUCAUGCGACCUUUUGCAGAAAAUCGCUUCAGCUUCCAUGCAGAUAUUUGUCAACCGAGCUGCCGCGGAUAGAUGAUAUACGGAGACUAGGAGAGAGCAGAUCCUCGCCAGAUACCCGCUUAACCGGCGAACUACCGUACACACACACACACAAAAAAAAAAACAGGAUGUCCACCUCCGCCGCGCCAGUGCCGGCGCAGCCUGCCCACCCGCGCUCCAUCCUUCGCGGGCACAAGGCGCAAGUGCACGCGGCUGCGUUUGUGCGCAACAACGAGCGGCUGGUCACCGGCGAUGCGGACGGGUUCGUCGUGGUCUGGGACCUCACAAUCAUGAGACCCCGGGCGGUGUGGAGGGCCCACGACGACGUCCUGCUGGGGAUCGGCGGCUGGGGUACUGAUAGACUCAUCACGCAUGGUAGAGACAACAAGCUCAUUGUCUGGCAGCUACGCGAGGCCGACGAGGACUCGCUGGCAAAAACGCUGCCCGUAGACCCGGCGGCUGAGGAUAGACCGAAGCCCUGGCUGCUGUACAUGCUUGAGAUAAGCACCAUGAAUUUCUGUACCUUUUCUCUGUGUGAGAUGUCAUCAGACCCCCUCUCUGAGGAUAGGGAGGCUCUGAUUGCCGUUCCGAAUACCCUGUCAUCAGAAGCUAUUGACAUAUUCCAUUUGCCGUCCCAGAAGCGUGAGCACACCAUCAGACUGGGCCAAAGCGAGGGCAUGGUGAUGGCGCUUGAGUUGUUUAGAGUGGAUGGGUAUUUUACCGUAGCUGUCGGCUACGAGAACGGCGUUGCCCUCGUGGCCCAACAAGCAGAGAGAUCGGAAACUCCAGUAGGCACCUGGAACGUCAGGUAUAGAUCCAAAGCACAUACUCAGCCGGUACUCUCCUUGGAUGUGUCUCUGGGCAGGGACUUUUUUCUGACGUCCAGCGCGGACUCCCUAUUGAUCAAACACCCCAUACCACCCCCGCAGACAAGCGUCCUGAAAACGGCCAGGGAAGACGGCACGACGUCGGAGGGCGCCAAUGCCAGCGUGAUUGACUCGCAGCCGCCAGCCUUGGCGUCGAGGCCCCCCGACGCACCCGUGGCGGCUCCCCCAGCCACCCCUGGCAAGCCCAUGUCUCUCCUCUCGGCUGCGCUGGCCCGCGAGGCUGCAGGCGACUCGGCCGAAAGCCCCACGCGCCGGACAACGCAGCCAUCAGACACACCGCCCGAAUCGACGCUGCUCAGCGAGCCGGUCAAGGUCGUCAACACCAAGCACGCGGGGCAGCAGGGCCUGCGGAUCCGGUCCGACGGCCGCAUCUUUGCCACGGCGGGCUGGGACUCCCGGGUCCGGGUGUACUCUUGCAAGACGAUGAAGGAGCUCGCGGUGCUAAAGUGGCAUCAGGUCGGGUGCUUUGCGGUGGCGUUUUCCACCAUCGACGCACCGGCGGGGACUCAGGCUGAGGGUGCACGAGAUGGUCUGGCGGCUAGGAUGGGUGACGUGACGGUCAAGGAAAAGAGGAUCUCACAUGCAAAGUCGGCGCACUGGCUGGCUGCGGGGAGCAAGGAUGGAAAAGUCAGUCUAUGGGAGAUUUACUGAGCAUGGGGGUGGCGCGGCAUGAGGUCUACGAUGGGGCGUUUAAAGGUAUCACCUGCAGACAGUCUCUAGUCUCCUUCCUUCUCGUAUUACGAUUUUUUUUCUUUUUUUUUUUGGCCAGGACCAGUCUAUUUCUGCUUCUGAUCUCAAUCAGACAAAACAUUAUUCAUCAGGGAGUGCCCCUGGGAUCUGAACACAUCUGUCAUGUCCCCGUUGCCGUUAUCCUCGACUCGGGCCCAGCUUAUUGCCC